UGUUUGCUUCGGUAAAUUGUACCUAAAGUCUAUAAAUUUUGUACAAGCUUUGAAUAUAUUGAAGAUGUCGAGCUCCGUAGCACACACGGGAAAAAAGAAAUCAUGGCGUGAGAUUCACCGUGAACAAAAAGAACAAAGAAAGAUUUAUCGUGAACAAAAUCUGUUGAAAAAGUUGGAAAAGCAGAAUAAGCGCGAUGAGCAGGAACGUCAAAGGGCGGAAAAAGACAUACAGGAGAAAUUAACACCAGCCGUGUCAACACUUAGUAUAGCUGUACCCGGUUCAAUACUUGAAAAUGCUCAAUCGGAAGAACUACGUACAUAUCUAGCGGGGCAAAUAGCACGAGCUGCUUGCAUUUUUAAAGUAGAUGAAAUCAUUGUUUUUGAUGAUCUGGGUGAAGAUAAUGCAAAACGCUCAAAAACUAGUGACACUUGGCAAGAGGAUGGCGAGACUAAAAACAUUAGGCAUUGCUGUUUACAACUAGCCAGAAUCUUACAAUAUUUAGAAUGUCCACAAUAUUUACGGAAAUUUUUCUUUCCAUUACACAAAGAUUUAAAGUAUACUGGCCUCUUGAAUCCACUUGAUGCUCCGCAUCAUUUGCGUCAACAAAGCGAGUUUAUUUACCGUGAAGGCGUCGUGAGCGGAAAACCACCCAAGCAAAGCAAAGGCUCAUACAUAAAUAUUGGUCUUUUGAAUGACUGCUUAGUCGAUAAAAUACUUACUCCAGGCUUAAGAGUUACAAUUAAAUUGGAGUUAAAUCAAGAUUUAAAAUCAAAGAAAAUCAGGGGUAAAAUUGUCUCGCCGCUUCAACCACGUCUUGAAACAGGAGUAUAUUGGGGUUACACUGUUCGAAUUGCAAAAUCUUUUUCCGAUAUUUUUACUAAAUCUCAGUAUGAGAAUGGUUAUGAUUUGACAAUUGGAACAUCUGAUAAGGGAACGAAUAUUCACAGUUUAACGGAAAAAUCAUUGAAAUUUAAUCAUGCAUUGAUUGUUUAUGGUGGUGUUUUGGGUUUAAAUGCGGCCAUUGAAAACGAUGAAAACUUGGAUGUCGAUGAUCCUAGUUUGUUGUUUGACAAUUAUAUCAACGUUGCACCCAAUCAAGGAUCGCGUACUAUCAGGACAGAGGAGGCAAUAUUAAUAUCAUUAGCAGCUCUUGAUGAAAAAAUGCAACCACAACAUGAACCAAAAGUGUUUGAUUUAUCCCAUCAAAUUGCGAGGAGUGAAGACACUGGAAUCAAGCAACCAAUGAAAUUUCAUGGAAAACGAAACCAUAAACAGAUGAAUUAUCAACAUAGUAAUCAGCAUGAAUCCACUCAUAAUUUUACAGGAUCAUUCGAAGAAGAUAUUCUAACAUUGGAAACAUAACAAUUAUCUAAUCUUCAGUUAAAUAAAUAACGAAAUAAAAGAGAACAAGUUA
Molecule: messenger RNA, 1415 nt
Organism: Contarinia nasturtii (swede midge)
Lineage: Eukaryota; Metazoa; Arthropoda; Insecta; Diptera; Cecidomyiidae
Product: putative methyltransferase C9orf114
Exons: 3
Coding region: 65-1363 (432 amino acids)
Source: RefSeq, a predicted model, not a curated record